AUGACGAACCCAACAGAACACACCUUGCCGGCCAACUCGAUUCUUGAGAGCCGUGAAGGGGAGUUUGGCUGCACAGUGAUGGACCUGAGGAAGCUGAUGGAGCUCCGUUCAAGUGAUGCAAUAGACCAGAUCAACGUCCACUACGGGGGAGUGAUGAAUCUCUGCAGUAGACUGAAAACCAACCCUGUGGAAGGCCUAUCUGGGAACCCUGCAGAUCUGGAGAAACGUAAACAAGUGUUUGGACAAAACUUGAUUCCCCCCAAAAAGCCCAAGACCUUCUUAGAGUUAGUGUGGGAAGCCCUUCAGGACGUCACGCUCAUCAUCCUGGAGAUCGCGGCCAUCAUCUCCCUGGUCCUGUCCUUCUACCGCCCCCCGGGGGGAGAAAAUGAACAGUGUGGUCUAGCCGUCAGCAGCCCAGAGGACGAAGGGGAGGCGGAAGCUGGCUGGAUUGAGGGCGCAGCCAUCUUAUUCUCGGUGAUCAUCGUCGUGCUCGUGACUGCCUUCAAUGACUGGAGCAAGGAGAAGCAAUUCCGGGGGCUGCAGAACCGCAUCGAAAAGGAGCAGAAAUUCUCCGUUAUCCGGAAUGGCCACAUCAUCCAGCUCCCUGUGGCUGAGAUUGUGGUGGGUGACAUUGCCCAAAUCAAAUACGGUGACCUGCUGCCUGCAGAUGGGAUCCUGAUCCAGGGCAACGAUCUCAAGAUUGACGAGAGUUCUCUGACUGGGGAGUCGGACCAUGUCAAGAAAUCCUUGGAAAGGGACCCCAUGCUGCUCUCAGGGACCCAUGUAAUGGAAGGUUCUGGACGAAUGGUAGUGACUGCUGUGGGUAUCAACUCUCAGACUGGAAUCAUUUUUACCCUCUUGGGAGCCAGUGAAGGGGAAGAGGAAGAGAAGAAAAAGAAAGGUAAAAAACAAGGAGUCCCUGAAAAUCGCAACAAAGCAAAGACCCAAGAUGGAGUGGCCUUGGAAAUCCAGCCACUCAACAGCCAGGAGGGGAUCGACAGUGAGGAAAAAGAGAAGAAGACCGCCAAGCUGCCCAAAAAGGAGAAGUCCGUGCUGCAGGGCAAGCUGACUCGCCUGGCCGUCCAGAUUGGGAAAGCUGGUCUGAUCAUGUCUGCAAUCACAGUUCUCAUCCUGAUUCUGUACUUCGUGAUCGACAACUUUGUGAUCCAGGGCAGACCAUGGCUGGCCGAGUGUACCCCCAUCUACAUCCAGUACUUUGUCAAGUUCUUCAUCAUUGGCGUCACAGUGCUGGUAGUGGCUGUGCCCGAGGGGCUGCCCCUGGCCGUCACCAUCUCACUGGCUUACUCUGUGAAGAAAAUGAUGAAAGACAAUAAUCUGGUGCGGCACUUGGAUGCUUGUGAAACCAUGGGCAAUGCCACAGCCAUUUGCUCUGAUAAGACGGGCACGCUGACCAUGAACCGCAUGACCGUGGUGCAGGCCUAUGUUGGAGACACUCGUUACCAUCAGAUCCCAAACCCUGAGGACCUUGUGCCCAAGGUCCUGGACCUGAUUGUCAAUGGUAUUUCCAUCAACAGUGCCUACACCUCUAAGAUUCUGCCUCCCGAGAAGGAGGGCGGCCUGCCCCGGCAGGUGGGGAACAAGACCGAGUGCGCCCUGCUGGGCUUCGUGGCGGACCUGAAGCAGGAUUACCACGCCGUGCGCAGCGAGGUGCCGGAGGAGAAGCUCUGCAAGGUGUACACCUUCAACUCGGCGCGCAAGUCCAUGAGCACGGUCGUUGAGAGGCCGGGCGGCGGCUUCCGCAUGUACAGCAAGGGCGCCUCCGAGAUCAUCCUGCGCAAGUGUAAUCGAAUCCUGGACAAAAAGGGGGAGGCAGUGCCAUUCAAGAAUAAGGACCGAGAUGAGAUGGUCCGCACCGUCAUUGAGCCCAUGGCCUGUGAGGGACUGCGGACUCUCUGCAUCGCUUACCGGGAUUUCAAUGAUGGAGAGCCCCCAUGGGACAAUGAGAGCGAGAUCCUCACUGAACUGACCUGUAUCGCAGUGGUGGGCAUCGAGGACCCUGUCCGCCCGGAGGUGCCAGAAGCUAUUGCCAAAUGCAAACGAGCUGGCAUCACUGUCAGGAUGGUGACGGGGGACAACAUCAACACAGCCCGUGCCAUCGCCACCAAGUGUGGCAUCGUGACACCUGGGGACGACUUUCUGUGCUUAGAAGGCAAAGAAUUCAAUCGCCUCAUCCGAAAUGAGAAGGGCGAGGUAGAGCAGGAAAAGCUGGACAAGAUCUGGCCUAAGCUCCGAGUGCUGGCGCGGUCUUCCCCCACUGACAAGCACACGCUGGUGAAAGGCAUCAUUGACAGCACUGUCGGCGACCAGCGGCAGGUGGUGGCUGUCACCGGUGACGGCACCAAUGACGGGCCAGCUCUGAAGAAGGCAGAUGUUGGUUUUGCCAUGGGUAUUGCAGGCACAGAUGUGGCAAAGGAGGCCUCUGACAUCAUCCUAACAGAUGACAACUUCACCAGCAUCGUGAAGGCGGUGAUGUGGGGACGGAAUGUCUAUGACAGCAUCUCCAAGUUCCUGCAGUUCCAGCUCACCGUCAACGUGGUGGCCGUAAUCGUGGCCUUCACUGGAGCCUGCAUCACUCAGGAUUCCCCACUGAAGGCCGUGCAGAUGUUGUGGGUUAAUCUAAUCAUGGACACCUUUGCCUCGCUGGCCCUGGCCACAGAGCCUCCUACAGACUCUCUGCUGAAGCGUCGGCCCUACGGCCGCAAUAAGCCUCUGAUCUCGCGCACCAUGAUGAAGAACAUCCUGGGUCACGCCGUCUAUCAGCUCACUGUCAUCUUUUUCCUCGUUUUUGCUGGUGAGAAAUUCUUUGACAUUGACAGCGGGAGGAGAGCGCCUCUGCAUUCUCCGCCCAGCCAGCACUACACCAUUAUUUUCAACACCUUCGUGCUCAUGCAGCUCUUCAACGAAAUCAAUUCCCGCAAGAUCCACGGAGAGAGGAAUGUCUUCUCAGGCAUCUUCCGCAAUCUCAUCUUCUGCUCAGUGGUGUUGGGCACAUUCAUCAGCCAGAUUAUCAUCGUGGAAUUUGGGGGCAAACCCUUCAGUUGUACGAAGCUCACCCUGUCCCAGUGGUUCUGGUGUCUCUUCAUUGGUAUUGGAGAGCUGUUGUGGGGCCAGGUCAUUUCCACGAUACCUACCCAAUCCCUGAAGUUCCUGAAGGAGGCUGGACAUGGCACCACCAAAGAGGAGAUCACCAAGGAUGCCGAGGGGCUGGACGAGAUUGACCACGCAGAGAUGGAGCUGCGCAGAGGCCAGAUCCUCUGGUUCCGGGGCCUGAACCGUAUCCAGACUCAGAUCAAAGUGGUCAAAGCGUUCCAUAGUUCCCUCCACGAAAGCAUUCAGAAACCCAGGAACCAAAACUCCAUCCACAACUUCAUGACCCACCCUGAAUUCACCAUAGAUGAGGAGGGGCCGCGAACACCACUCCUGGAUGAGCAAGAAGAGGAAAUUUUUGAAAAGGUGUCUAAGCCUGGGACUAAGAUGCCCUCACCGGAUGGUGAGGUCACUCCACAAACCAACAGGAACAACAAUUCGGUGGAUUGCUGCCAAGUACAAAUUGUUGCUUCCCACUCGGACAGCCCUCUACACAGCCUGGAGACGUCAGUUUGA
Rangifer tarandus platyrhynchus (Svalbard reindeer) is the source of this 3624-nucleotide messenger RNA. The record is from the annotation of a GenBank genome assembly. NCBI's taxonomy places the organism in Eukaryota, Metazoa, Chordata, Mammalia, Artiodactyla, Cervidae.